CAAGGUUGUGGAGGAUUUGGCGGCGUAUCGAGCGGAUUGCAUCGACCGGUUGAUGCGAGAGGGCUGCGACUUGGACCCCGUCAUCGGCGACACCGAGGAAGACCAGCUCAUUGAAGAAGAAGAACCUCAGUAAACCAAAACUAUAAUGCGAGAAUGACUACAAACCGGAAGUCGUUGUUCAUGUUCCUGAUGGGGCUGGCGUGGAAGUGCCGGUUCAGCAUGCCGCUGCUGCUGAGCGGCUCGGCGGCGGUGCUGGGCCGCGCCUGGAUGUUCCAGGUUCGAGUCCGGACCGUGCACAGUCUGCGAGACCACGAGCUGGCGUACUACGAGGAGGACGAGGAGGAGGAGGACUCCUGGGAGACGGACACCAACGACUCCUGGGAGACCAUCAUGGAGGAGGAGGUGGCUUACGGGUAGACCGGACCCUACGUACACGGUGUAUGUUGCUACUGUUACUAAUAUCCUCUAGAGACCCACCAUAGAACAUUAAGCGCCACUUUCAUCAUCCCACUAACCUGGGGCUAACCGGUUAAUCCUGGAGUUACCAUGGUUACCAGUACAAUUUGACACUGGAUUAACGGUUUAACGGAUUACCCCGGGCUAGUGAAGUGAUGCAAGUGGUCGCUUAACUUCAAAUUCGGGUAAAUCCAUUCGACCCUUACAGCAAAUAUCUACCCAAUUACCUUCUUUUUUCUUAAUACCAAAAUCGCAUAAUCUGACAGAUGGAUUUACACGAGUUUGAAGUCGAGCGACUCAAUUUAAAUAUGUAUGUAAACCUAUAAGUAACCUGGUUUAGGCCGCCUUGUUUUUGGUGUGGUAAGCACGUAGAUAUAGAAAGUUUUAAGGGAGUGGGGGGGCACUCGAAGACGAGUCGAAGGUCGAAGAAGAAUCUUCAAGGUCGAAUCAAAACCAUAACAAAUUAAACACUAGUAUUAGAACUCUUCGGUUGCUCAUCGACACGGGUUCAUUAUCCUUAGGUCCAGCCAUACAUAAUUAUGAAAAAUCAAAAAUUUGUCACUGAAAUAUGAAAAAAAUUGAAUUUGAAAUCCAUAGAAUAAGAAUAGUUGAUUUUGUGUUGUUUGAAAACUGAAAGAAACAAGGCAAAAGCAACUCUGUUCCAAUCGAAUAUGAUUUCAAUUUCACCGAACUGAAUAAGUACUAUAGGGCUUUGGUCCGUUUUCAUAACUAUGGUUUUCGUAACUGGCUGCCAAAGAAGAUUAUUUUUUCCUAUUUCAUAAUUAAUUAUCAAACAAGAAUUUACUUUCUGGUUUCGUAAUCGAGUUUCGUAACUGGUUAUGAAAUAAGAUUUUUUUUCUGUUUUCGUCUGGAUUGGCUACGAAAUAUGAAUUAUUUUUCGCUGCUUCGUAAUUAGUUAUCAAACAAGAAUUUAUUACUCUUUUAGUAAUCGAGUUUCGUUAUUAAAUUCGAUAUAAAGGAUUUUUUUUCUAUCCUACUAGGAGAAAGAAAGCGUCCUAAGUUUUAUUUUUAGGUUCCGUUACAAUUUUUCAAACGCGUUGUACGGCGGUUACGGAAUGGAUUAUGGAAAACAAAUUGAAAUUUAUGAAAAUUUUCAGAAAUAUAUGCCUACUUUUUCGAAGAAGGAUGGAAUCAGCUCAUGAUUCUGAGUAUAUAAAUAACAUUAAAUUUGUCUUUCUUAAAAAAAGGUGUGUAUCGUUUUACACGAGAAAGGUACUAAGUGUAUCCCACGAAAAUGUCCAAUUAUGAAAAAAGAAAAAGUAAUAAGUUUUUAUAAUUAAUUACGAACGAAGAAAAAAUACUCGAUUACGAAAGCAGAAAGUGAAUUCUUGUUUGAUAAUUAAUUAUGAAACAGGAAAAAUAAAUCUUCUUUGGCAGCCAGUUACGAAAACCAUAGUUAUGAAAACGGACCAAAGGACUAUAGGUAGGACCUAUGGGCCUUAGGAGGAUAAUUCGUUUUGACGAGUUCUGGAGUUCAGGUUGUAUUGAAAACCGUAACCAAACGGACUAAAAAUUUUGGGGACACGUUUUUUUUUCUCAGAAAAAAUGGAAAAAACUCGUGAUUCUGAAUAGAAAUAAUAUAAAAAUUCCCAAAAUUUUGGUACAACUUUAAAUACAAAUGCCCAGAAAUCUAAUUUAACACUUGUUACUUGCCAAAUUAAUACUGUUGGGGCUCUGGAGGAGUUAUUUAGCUUAAAAAACUAUCAUUUCUUGAGAUGCCAAAGUUAAAAUGUACCUAAUUAUGAUUCUACACUAAUUAUAAUCACAAGAGUUGGUGCGAAUGUAAGAAACGUAACAUUGUUGAUCUGUCAUGUCAAUUUGUACAGGUCUAAACUUAGAGGAUAUAACCAAACGGAGACGCCUUGUCUGUAAUUUUCGGUACAAAACAGUCUGCCGAUUUUUGCGGAGAAGGGGCAUGUCAAAUGUAUACGUAACGUAAAAAUAGGCAUGUCAGAUAUAAAUUAAAUUAAAUUAAAUAAUUCUUUAUUUGAGGCCUGUGAUAUACGUCAGUCCAUACAAUGUGCGUGAUUAUUGGCCGCCUAUUUCCAACACAAGGCCUGUUAAUAGCUACUCCGUUUGGUUAUAUCCUCUAAGGGUCUAAAACCUAAAACCUUGCAGACCUUAUUUUAACACACUCACUGCCAGCGACUCCCUAGGGGAGUUCACGGUUCGUAGGCGCUUUUCGCUACAUACGGUGUUUCCCGUGUUAUCGGCUACGCUCGUAGCGCGUAGCUCGGGCUGGCACUGAAUGUGUGAAAUUAAGGGCAGGUAUUUAAAUCUUAGAACGCUUUUUGUCAUUAACCCCUCGGAUGCUUAGACACGGAUCCGUGCGUGUGAAUUAAAAUCAUUUUUUUUUAAUGGCAAGGUCACUUUUUCAAUGAUUAUAUUAAUUGACAGGCCGCAUACGAGGCGUUAACACAAACGCCAAGGUCCGGGCGCAAGCGAGCUAAUGUAAACCUUACUCGAGAGUAUUGAACUAUUAUUACUAACGUAUAGAAGCGGCACACGGAACCAGUGUUUUGCGCCAAGAGUUGAUGUUGUUUUGACAACAAAUUAUACCUCGCGACCUACAGGCGUAAACGUCAACGUCAUGAAUUUUGUGGUGCUUUAGACGUUUUGUUAGUAUGCUUCUCUAUAGCUUCUCACUAAAGGCCUGGGGCCAAAUUCGACACGUACAACUGUCAGAUUUCGCAUCCACGUCAAAUCAACAGUUGAUUUUAUUGCAUACUGAGUGUUGAUUCCAUCAACGGUGGAUAAUAUCAUUUGGUACAACCAAAACUCAACUCUAAACUAAGGGUGGUUCGGUUUGGUUUGCUUGUCACCCUAACUGUGGAUUGUUAAUGUCAAAUUUUGACAUUGUACGUAUUCGAGAACUUAUGAUUUUUCCCACAUCAACGGGAGAUCAACACGAUACGUCAAACGUCGCUUGUCGAAUAGGGGUCCUGUGCACACCA
Molecule: messenger RNA, 3431 nt
Organism: Cydia fagiglandana
Lineage: Eukaryota; Metazoa; Arthropoda; Insecta; Lepidoptera; Tortricidae
Exons: 3
Coding region: 154-417 (87 amino acids)
Source: RefSeq, a predicted model, not a curated record